AUGGGGAGCUACACAAACGCUGUCGUUGGAGACCAAAGCGGCACCAGCAAUGGCGGAGACGGCGGCGUGGCGGUGGACAAAGGCGUCGACUUCGCCAACUACUUCUGCACCUACGCCUUUCUUUACCACCAGAAGGAGAUGCUUUCCGAUCGAGUUCGCAUGGACGCUUACUACAACGCCGUUUUCAAGAACAAGCACCACUUCAAUGGCAAGGCUGUGUUGGAUGUGGGAGCGGGGAGUGGCAUUCUCGCAAUUUGGUCGGCACAAGCCGGAGCGAGGAAGGUUUAUGCUGUUGAAGCGACUUCCAUGGCAGAACAUGCACGAGCGGUUGUGAAAGCGAAUAAGCUUCAAGACGUGGUUGAAGUGAUUGAGGGCUCCAUGGAGGAUGUUGUUCUGCCAGAGAAAGUGGAUGUGAUUAUUUCUGAGUGGAUGGGGUACUUCCUACUGCGUGAAUCGAUGUUUGAUUCGGUAAUAUGUGCACGUGACCGGUGGUUGAAGCCAACCGGAGUCAUGUAUCCUAGCCAUGCUUCUAUGUGGGUGGCACCUAUUAGGUCUGGAUUGGGAGAUCAAAAAAGUAAUGAUUAUGAAUCAUCUAUGGAAGAUUGGUACCGUUUCACAGAUCAGACAAAAAAUUAUUAUGGCGUUGAUAUGAGUGUUCUAACAAAGCCUUUCUCUCAAGAGCAGAAGAAAUACUAUCUUCAGACAUCAAUGUGGAACAACCUUCAUCCACAUCAAGUUAUAGGGACAGCUGCUACAGUCAAGGAGAUUGAUUGUUUAACUGCCUCUGUCAGUGACAUCCUCGAAAUUAGAUCGAACUUUUUGUCAACAGUUACUCUUCAGAACACAAGGCUCUGUGGGUUCGGGGGAUGGUUUGAUGUUCAUUUUCGAGGAAGAAAGGAAGAUCCAGCUGAGGAGGAGAUUGAGUUGACUACUGCACCUAGUGUAAAUGAUGGCACACACUGGGGCCAACAGGUUUUCCUCUUGGACCCUCCAAUUCGAGUCAGUGAAGGGGAUAAACUGAAUGCUUCUUUCUCAAUGAACCGAUCAAAGGAGAAUCAUAGAUUGAUGGAAGUUGAGUUCGGCUGUGAGAUUAAACAGUAUUCUGGCGAGUUACUUCCGCCUUUCAGAAAUAGAUAUUUCAUAGAAUGA
Molecule: messenger RNA, 1149 nt
Organism: Prunus armeniaca (apricot)
Lineage: Eukaryota; Viridiplantae; Streptophyta; Magnoliopsida; Rosales; Rosaceae
Source: the annotation of a GenBank genome assembly